Molecule: messenger RNA, 303 nt
Organism: Lactuca sativa (garden lettuce)
Lineage: Eukaryota; Viridiplantae; Streptophyta; Magnoliopsida; Asterales; Asteraceae
Product: cyclin-dependent protein kinase inhibitor SMR6
Biological process (GO): regulation of DNA endoreduplication
Source: RefSeq, a predicted model, not a curated record
AUGGGAUUUUCGAAAAAGCAUCAAGCAGAUGGAGAUUCUAAAGAAGGAAAUAAAUGGAUGAUUGCUGGAAUCACCUUACGUGCUCCUUUGAAAUCGAUUUCUACGAAGAUCUCCAACAAGGAAGACGAUGAGAACUCCAAAUCUGGUUCAACAACUCCGACCUCUAAUCAAUCGAGGAUACCGGAGGUAUUGCCCUGUCCGCCGCCGCCGAGGAAGCGCCGGCCGGUGUCUACGUGUCAUAACAAUGGAAAUAUGGAGUUUUUUACUUCACCAGAUAUUGAUUCGUUUUUCAAAGAUUUUUAA